AUGACCUCUACGACCACGGCCACCAGUACUGUGAGUAGUGGCAGUGAGUCCAGCACGCUGACAGGGACGUCCAGCAGCCAGACCAGUCCGACCACUGUCACCAGUACGACCACCACCACCAUGACCACUACCACCGAGACCAUCACACCCACGGCCACGGUCAGCUUCACCGUGACCAGCUCCAGCGCGACCGCCAGCACUGUGACGAGCACCACUGAGACCAGGACGCUCACAGCUACCAGCACGGUAACCAGCACCAGCAGGACGAGCACACCUACGGCCACGAGCAGUAGUCAGACCAGUUUAACGACUGCGAGCGAAAGCAGCAGCACGAGCCGGACGACGCAGAGCAGCAGCACGAGCGUGAGCAGCGCCACUGCGACCAGCACCGUAACAGCUACCAGCAUCACAGGCACUACAGGAACAAGUUCCAGUAUGACCAGCACGCCCAGCACCACGAGCACGAGCCGUACCAGCACGCUCACAGCCACCAGCACGGUAACCAGCACCAGCAAGACGAGCACCCUUACUGCCACGAGCAGUAGCCAGACCAGUUUGACGACUGAGAGCGAUAGCAGCAGCACGAGCCAGACGACGCAGAGCAGCAGCACGAGCAAGACCAGCACGAGUACAGCCACGAGCACCAGCCAGACCAGUCCUACCACUGCCACCAGCACGACCACCACCACCACCAUGACCAGCACCACCGACACCACACACUCACGGCCACGGUCAGCUUCACCGUGA
Prorocentrum cordatum is the source of this 747-nucleotide messenger RNA. NCBI's taxonomy places the organism in Eukaryota, Dinophyceae, Prorocentrales, Prorocentraceae. The record is from the annotation of a GenBank genome assembly.